Molecule: messenger RNA, 1247 nt
Organism: Phragmites australis (common reed)
Lineage: Eukaryota; Viridiplantae; Streptophyta; Magnoliopsida; Poales; Poaceae
Exons: 2
Coding region: 49-888 (279 amino acids)
Biological process (GO): methylation
Cellular component (GO): eRF1 methyltransferase complex
Molecular function (GO): nucleic acid binding; protein methyltransferase activity; S-adenosylmethionine-dependent methyltransferase activity
Source: RefSeq, a predicted model, not a curated record
CGGCAGCAUCUCUUUCUCCCUCCUCCUCUCCCUCUCGAAGCCGCGGCCAUGGCGGACGGCGACCGAGGGGCGGCGUCGGGGAAACUCACGGAGCUACCCGCGAGCGGCGAAGAGAAGGGCCUCCCCGGGAGGGGCAAGGCUUCGUCAGGAAGGACAUUAAACACCGCACAGAUUCCGCUUGUCGCGAGCCAUCCGGAGGUGUAUGAGCCAUGUGAUGAUUCUUUUGCCCUAGUUGAUGCACUGCUGUCAGACAAAGCACAACUUUUGACCCUACAGCCGAGGUUAUGUAUGGAGGUAGGGUGCGGGAGUGGUUAUGUCAUCACCUCUCUUGCAAUCAUGCUCAGGCAAUUAAGCUCUGGAACCCAGUACCUAGCAACUGACAUCAACCAAAAUGCUGCCGAGACAACUCAAGCGACCCUUGAAGCCCAUGGCGUGCACGCAGAUGUGGUUGCUACUGAUAUCGUGUCAGGUCUUGAGAAACGUCUAGCUGGUAUGGUCGAUGUGGUUGUUGUUAACCCUCCUUACGUGCCAACACCUGAGGAAGAAAUUGGGUGCAAGGGUAUUGCUUCAUCUUGGGCUGGAGGGUUGAAUGGGCGCCAAGUGAUAGAUAGGAUUCUUCCUGCUGUGCGUGAGGUGCUAUCAGAAAGAGGGUGGCUGUACAUGAUAGCCCUAGAAGACAAUGAUCCUUUGGAUAUAUGUCAUUUGAUGAGCGAGAUGGGAUAUGCAUCACGUGUUGUCUUGAAGAGAUGCACUGAGGAGGAGAGCCUUUAUGUUCUCAAGUUUUGGCGAGAUGCUUAUGCUGGCACAAAUGCUUCUCCUAAAUCUUCAGGCCCGGAGUCAUGGUUUUCUCAGUUGCCUUUCAGAUCCCUUUGGCACAAGAGUUCAUAGCUGUUCCUGGCCUCAUCAAUUUGAAGUCUUCGGUUCUGAAAUAUAGUUAGAAGUCCUUCGCAAAAUUGAGAUGGCAGUAUCUCAACAUGUGUUUGAAUGGGAUGUUACUGUUGAUUUUUUGACUUGCCUCAGUACAAGAAUCAGCCUAACCUGAUAGGUUUAAGGCGCUAACCAAACAGGCCAUUAGAGCACAAAGUACCGAACCUUCUUAUUGUCUUCUUACGUUCCUGCCAUGUGUAUAUAUGCUAGUAUGGAUUCUUAUCUUCCUGCAUUUGUGAUUUGUGUUUCCUUAUGGAUUUACUGCUCUCAGUUGAUUAUUUCAAUAUGAGAGGAAAAGAAGAUUUGGGCAGUUUCUUGAA